Molecule: messenger RNA, 1527 nt
Organism: Trichoderma reesei QM6a
Lineage: Eukaryota; Fungi; Ascomycota; Sordariomycetes; Hypocreales; Hypocreaceae
Exons: 1
Coding region: 1-1527 (508 amino acids)
Biological process (GO): steroid metabolic process
Cellular component (GO): cytoplasm; membrane
Molecular function (GO): Delta24(24-1) sterol reductase activity; FAD binding
Source: RefSeq, a predicted model, not a curated record
AUGGAGCGCCACAAGCAGGCCGUGACCAAGAUCGCCGGCGCGGUGCGCGGCUACUUUGAGCGCGGCGAGCCGUACCGCAUCUUCCACGGGUCGACCAACAGCACGCGGCCUCGCCCCGGGCCCGGCCACCGCGCCGUCGACAUCAGCAGCCUGGGCAACGUGCUGGCCGUGGACCGCGGGGCGCGCACCGCGCUGGUCGAGCCCAACGUGCCCAUGGACCGGCUGGUCGAGGCGACGCUGCGCCACGGCCUGGUGCCGCCCGUCGUCAUGGAGUUCCCCGGCAUCACGGCCGGCGGCGGCUUCGCGGGCACGGCCGGCGAGAGCAGCUCGUUCCGCCACGGCUUCUUCAACGACACGGUCAACUACGUCGAGAUGGUGCUGGGCAACGGCGACGUGGUGCGCGCGUCCCCCCACGAGCGCGCCGACCUGUUCCGCGGCGCGGCCGGCGCCGUGGGCACCCUCGGCAUCACGACGCUCAUGGAGCUCAACCUGGUCGAGGCCCGCAAGUUUGUCCGCACCACGUACCACCGCACGCACAGCGUCGCCGAGGCCGCCGCCCGCGUCCGCGCCGAGACGCAGGACCCGCGCAACGACUACGUCGACGGCAUCCUCUUCUCGCGCGACCACGGCGUCGUCAUCACCGGCCAGAUGACCGACGACAAGCCCGACGGCCAGCAGGCCCAGACCUUUAGCCACGCCCGCGACCCCUGGUUCUACCUGCACGUCCGGGACAAGACGCGCCACGCCUCCUCCUCCUCCGGCGAGCAGCCCGUGACCGACUACAUCCCGCUGGCCGAGUACCUGUUCCGCUACGACCGCGCCGGCUUCUGGGUCGGCGCCCAGGGCUUCACCUACUUCAAGUACGUGCCCUUUACCGACUUCUGGCGCUGGUUCCUCGACGACUUCAUGCACACGCGCAUGCUCUACCGCGCGCUGCACGCCAGCGGCGAGUCGGCCCGCUUCGUCGUCCAGGACCUGGCCAUCCCCUACGACAAGGCCGCCGAGUUCGUCGACUACACCGCCGACGAGUUCGGCAUCUGGCCCCUCUGGCUGUGCCCCCUGCGCGAGACGCCCAACCCGACCUUCCACCCGACCUGCCAGACCGAGGCCGUCGGCGCCGACCUCGUGCCCCAGCCCAUGCUCAACAUUGGCGUCUGGGGCUGGGGCCCCGAGGACCACGACGCCUUCAUCGCCAAGAACCGCGCCCUCGAGGACAAGCUCGUCCAGCUCGGCGGCCGCAAGUGGCUCUACGCCCACACGUACUACUCCGAGGACGAGUUCUGGCGCGUCUACGACAGGGACUGGUACGACGCCCUCAGGGAAAAGUACUCGGCCACCACCCUGCCCUCCGUCUACGACAAGGUCCGCAUCGACGUCGACGCCAGCCGCGAGGAGCGCCAGCUGUGGAAGAAGUCGCUCAAGAGCAGGUGGCCCGUCGGCGGCCUGUACGGCAUCUGGAAGAGCAUCCUCUCUGGGGACUAUCAUUUGCAUAGAAACGCCGAGUGGAAGUACAAGGGGGAUGACUGA